This is a messenger RNA of Fusarium poae, 948 nucleotides long. RefSeq lists its product as uncharacterized. The transcript has 3 exons. The record is from RefSeq and is a predicted model, not a curated record. NCBI's taxonomy places the organism in Eukaryota, Fungi, Ascomycota, Sordariomycetes, Hypocreales, Nectriaceae. The coding region runs from base 1 to 948 and encodes 315 amino acids.
AUGUCAUCACCCGCUAUAGCACGCACCUGGCGCAAACUUCUCGCCGACCUCCACGAGCGGGAGAGUGGCCCUCUCCCAGACCCUGUUCCAACUUUUGGUGCCGACCUUAUUACCGCGCCUUCGACACCCGUCCUCUCUGCCAGUAUUGCUGGACCCGAUCUAGAUUUCCUCGAAAAACUUGAUCAAAGUAUAAAUGUCGCCUUUGCUACUCCGAUUCCCGACUACCAGAACGACUCCGAGAGCUACUCCGAGAGCUCUUCGGACGACGAAGAUUGUGCGCCAUGGCCGUCACAAGCUCACGCUGCAUGGUUCUUGAAGAUGGCUCCGGCUCCUAGGAUUACUCGCAAAGACCAGAAGCGUAAACUUCCAGAUAAAAGAGAAGACGAGCACUCGAUGCAAGAUACACAGCCUCAUAAACGACCGAGACGGACUGCCAAGCGCAUAACAAUAUCUAUGGAGAGCAAAACAUCGUUUUCCCAAUCGAAGCAACAGACUCGAUCCGCCAAGGAACAUCAUCCUCUUUAUAGUCCUCCUCAAACGCCUUCGCCAACUGCCCAAACGAGUCCGAAAGAUCGAAUUAACUCGGCUCAAUCGAGGAAGUCUUUAGCUUCCCAGCCUCGCCCAUCAAUGCAGCAACCUACACCUGAAGCCGACAAGCCCUUGCUUCAACGGGAACUUAGGCAGAAAUCGGCAUCUACGCAUAUUUUCCAAACGAUCGCUGAUGGAGUUGGAAACAUAUCUGAAGGGCCUCUUCGAUGGGCGUGGCUAUGCAGUUACCAGGAGCAAUCUUCCAAGGCGAUACAGGCCGCGUUCGACUACCCCUACCGAAACAACGGCAACGCCUCUCAUGCAGACUCAAAGAAUGGUCAAGGACCUCAAAGCCAGCGUUCCACUUGGAAAGAUCCUGGGACGAUAGCGAGAAACGCAUCGUCAAUAACAGCCUUUUGA